Messenger RNA from Racocetra persica, 478 nucleotides. The record is from the annotation of a GenBank genome assembly. NCBI's taxonomy places the organism in Eukaryota, Fungi, Glomeromycota, Glomeromycetes, Diversisporales, Gigasporaceae.
AUGGCAAGAAAUGCUCAAGUCUCUUCCAAUAGACAGCCUAGACGUAAAUUGGCGACAGCAAAAAAGUUGCCUAGGCGUAGUAAUGUAUCAACCUCAAGUAGUGGUACUCCUUCGACGAGAAGAUCUAGGCCUGGAGAUCCAGUGGCACCAGCAAAACCUAGAAGGUACCGACCCGGAACAGUGGCUUUACGUGAAAUCCGACAGUAUCAAAAGUCUACUAAUCUCCUUUUGAGAAAAUUACCAUUUUCGCGCGUGGUUAGAGAGAUUGCCAUAGAACUUAUGGAACCAGAUGCUACCGUAGGUUAUCGAUGGCAAUCAUCUGCAAUCUUGGCCCUUCAAGAAGUUGGAUCAUUAUUACUGAAGUUAAAAGAUUACUAUUUAUUCAAAUAUAGCAAUUUGUGUGCUAUUCACGCGAAACGCGUCACGAUUAUGCAAAAGGACAUUCAACUUGCCCGAAGAAUUCGUGGUGUUUGGGGAG